This is a messenger RNA of Phalacrocorax carbo (great cormorant), 1591 nucleotides long. The record is from RefSeq and is a predicted model, not a curated record. Lineage: Eukaryota; Metazoa; Chordata; Aves; Suliformes; Phalacrocoracidae.
AUGGUCCUGGUCAUGAAACUUCUGUUCCUCACCUGCCUGUGGCCAACAGCAGUGCUACACAGUUCCCAAAGUCAGCAUCACCAUCUUCAUCGUCGGCAACAAUUCUCGUUCUUAAGAAAGCAUAGCAGCAAAAGAGAAAUGAAAAUGAGGAAACCUGACAGCACCAAAGUACAGCGACUUAAAUCUGAGCAGCUUCUUCGCAUAGAGGACCAUGACUUUGCAUUGAGACCUGGAUUUGGAGGGUCGCCAAUACCUGUGGGCAUUGAUGUGCAGGUAGAAAGCAUUGACAGCAUAUCUGAAGUUGACAUGGACUUCACAAUGACUUUAUAUCUCAGACAUUACUGGAAGGAUGAGAGACUUUCAUUUCAUAGCAACAAAAACAGAAGUAUGACUUUUGAUGGAAGACUGAUAAAAAAGAUCUGGGUACCUGAUGUAUUUUUUGUGCACUCCAAAAGAUCUUUCAUCCAUGAUACAACUGUGGAAAACGUCAUGCUCCGAGUAUACCCUGAUGGCAAUGUACUCUUCAGCCUACGGAUAACAGUUUCUGCUAUGUGUUUCAUGGAUUUCAGUAGGUUUCCUCUGGACACUCAGAACUGUUCUUUAGAACUGGAAAGCUAUGCAUACAAUGAAGAUGAUCUGAUGUUAUACUGGAAACAUGGAAACAAGUCCCUGAGCACAGAUGAGCACAUCUCCCUCUCCCAGUUUUUCAUCGAAGAAUUCAGUGCUUCCAGUGGACUAGCUUUUUACAGCAGUACUGGUUGGUACAAUCGACUUUUUAUAAACUUUGCACUCCGGAGACAUAUUUUCUUUUUUGUCCUACAAUCCUAUUUCCCAGCCAUGCUGAUGGUGAUGCUGUCCUGGGUUUCAUUUUGGAUUGACAGAAGAGCCGUUCCUGCCAGGGUAUCACUAGGCAUAACUACAGUGCUGACAAUGUCAACCAUCAUGACAGGAGUAAAUGCCUCAAUGCCUCAAGUGUCUUACAUAAAGGCUGUGGAUGUGUAUUUAUGGAUCAGCUUCCUUUUUGUCUUCCUGUCUGUCAUCGAAUAUGCAGCAGUGAACUAUCUCACCACAGUUGAAGAGAGAAAGCAACUCAAAAAAAGGGGCAAGGCUUUAGGAAUGUAUAGUAUUGAUGCAGUGCAAGCAAUGGCUUUCGACGGCUGCUUUCACGACACAGACGUGGACAUGGACCUGACUGCUUUCUCAGACCGCUGUGACGAGAAUGAGACUCGGGCACGUGCAGCUAGUGUCUCCAAUGUGGACACAACACGCGUAAAGAGGAAGAGAUCUCUGAAGGGAAACGUGGGCAGGAUUAUUUUACAGAACAAUCAUGUUAUUGACACAUAUUCCAGGAUUAUAUUUCCCAGUGUCUAUAUUGUGUUCAACUUUUUUUACUGGGGUUUGUACAUAUGAACAAAAAUCAUCAUAAGCUAGACAUUAUUUUGCAUCUGAGGGUAGCAUCAUGUUUUAAAAAUAAUGCAACAGCAGUAGAGGAAAGAGUUAAAAGUUUCUGAAACUGACAUCUGCAUCAUACCAAGGCUGGUUUGGUUAGCAGCAAAACUGUUAAUGAAAAACUCUCGUGAGCCUGGUUUCU